CAAUUUAAACUUGUUCUCUUAGGCGAGUCAGCUGUUGGAAAGUCAAGUUUAGUAAUGCGCUUCGUCAAAGAUCACUUUGAUGAAUAUAGAGAAAGUACCAUCGGUGCUGCUUUCCUUGCACAAACCAUUUCGUUAGAUGACAAUACUACUGUCAAAUUUGAGAUAUGGGAUACUGCUGGACAAGAAAGAUAUAAGAGUUUAGCACCUAUGUACUAUCGUAAUGCAAACUGUGCUGUCGUUGUUUAUGAUAUUACUCAAGCUUCUUCUUUGGAUAAAGCUAAAGCUUGGGUCAAUGAAUUACAACGUCAAGCAGAUCCCAAUAUAGUCAUUGCCCUAGCAGGUAAUAAAUCUGAUCUUGAAGCUAGAAGAGCUAUUGAUACCAAGACUGCUCAAGAAUAUGCUGACGAAGCUGGGUUGUUGUUCUUCGAAACCUCUGCCAAGACUGCUGAGAAUGUGAAUGAACUUUUCCAUGCGAUAGCAAAGCGCAUGCCCCUCGAUCAAUUAGCCGAUAGUUCUCGCAGUGGUGGUAGAAAUAGAGCUGGAUUGAAUUCUUCUCGUGUUGAUUUAGAAAACUCAGAAAACAAUGCUACUAAUGCAAAUGGAUGUGCAUGUAAGUCUGUGUGAUUAUAAGUUACCCUCUGUAGUUUUACUGAUACCAUGGCGUUUUUUUCACUUUGUGAACAGGCUAAUUCAUUUCGAUGACAUACUUCAGCUCUUUAAUUUUUUUGAACAGAUCAACAUCAACAAUCAUCAAUGAUAUUAGUAUUCUCUUUCUUUAAUUAUGUAUUGCUACCCUAAUCACUCGUUUUUUAUAUCAACAUAUUCCUUUCUUCUACCCUGACGUCUCAAAUAUAUAACUAUUUCCGUAUAUAUAUGUGCUAAGCAUACAUAGUUUAUUCAUGUCUACACUUUUUUCCUUAUAGUGAAGGAAUGUUUAUAAUGACCCAAAAAA
This is a messenger RNA of Mycotypha africana, 952 nucleotides long. Its product is annotated as ras protein. Gene Ontology annotation, molecular function: GTPase activity; GTP binding. The coding region runs from base 55 to 624 and encodes 189 amino acids. The record is from RefSeq and is a predicted model, not a curated record. NCBI's taxonomy places the organism in Eukaryota, Fungi, Mucoromycota, Mucoromycetes, Mucorales, Mycotyphaceae. The transcript is spliced from 8 exons.